UAGUGCUUAUGCCACAAUAGUUUCUCAUGAUGGCCGAGCCAUCACCAUCGAUGGUCAUCGCCGAGUCCUUCUUUCUGGUUCGACCCAUUACCCUAGAAGCACACCUGAGAUGUGGCCGGAUCUUAUCAAAAAGGAUCUUAUUCGGUUCCUGAAAACCAUUCAAGGUGUUCUUCGCAUAGGACCAUAUGCAUGUGCCGAGUGGAAUUACGGAGGAUUCCCCGUGUGGCUGCACAAUAUGCCUGGAAUGGUGUUUAGAACUACAAACAAAGCAUUUAUGGAUGAAAUGCAAAACUUCACAACGAUGAUAGUAGACAUGGUCAAGAAAGAAAAUUUAUUUGCAUCACAAGGAGGCCCAAUUAUUCUUGCUCAGACUGAAAAUGAAUAUUGA
Messenger RNA from Eruca vesicaria subsp. sativa (arugula), 388 nucleotides. The record is from the annotation of a GenBank genome assembly. Lineage: Eukaryota; Viridiplantae; Streptophyta; Magnoliopsida; Brassicales; Brassicaceae.